AUGAAGACUCUGUCCAUCUUGGUUCUGUUGUCGCUGGCGGUCAUCUGCCUCACUUCAGGUAAAACCUAUGUCUCCCAGCAUGCUGAUGACGAGCUCGCCCAGGACGGUCCAUUCGUGGAGAAGGAGGAGGCCUCUGAGGUGGUGAGACAGAAGAGAGCUGCACCAGAGUUAUCCCUGACCCAGCUGGAGAGUCUGAAAGAAGUGUGUGAAACCAACCUGGCCUGUGAUGAAAUGAUGGACGCUCAGGGAAUCAUCGCCGCCUACACCGCCUACUACGGACCAAUCCCCUAUUAA
This is a messenger RNA of Cheilinus undulatus (humphead wrasse), 294 nucleotides long. RefSeq names its product bone gamma-carboxyglutamate (gla) protein (gene bglap). The record is from RefSeq and is a predicted model, not a curated record. Gene Ontology annotation, cellular component: extracellular region. The coding region runs from base 1 to 294 and encodes 97 amino acids. Gene Ontology annotation, molecular function: structural constituent of bone; calcium ion binding; hydroxyapatite binding. Gene Ontology annotation, biological process: osteoblast differentiation; bone development; regulation of cellular response to insulin stimulus. The transcript is spliced from 4 exons. Lineage: Eukaryota; Metazoa; Chordata; Actinopteri; Labriformes; Labridae.